CAAAAUGCCAACGACUCGUUCAAAUCUCAGUAUUCCGUUGACUCAUCUCGCCAGAAUCGACGAUGAUCGUAUGGAAACCGACUCCGAAGAGCACAAAAGAGCCAAUACAGCCUUCAGACCGCUUUGUGUCAAAUGUGGAGUCUUUGGAGCACAAGAUGGAUCGGGAUAUGCUGAAUUUGGAAAUACCCGAGUUUUGGCACAAAUCACAGGACCUGAUGGUGACGGAAAAUGGGAAGAGGAUCGUGCUAAGAUCACAAUCGAACUGAAAGGAAUUGAAGAUUCGGUAAAAGUCGCAGAAUAUCGUGCUCAACUGGCGUCUGCAGUAUCUGCUGUGAUUUUCGCGAGCAAAUAUCCUGGAAAAGUGAUCGAAAUCGAGAUAACCGUUCUUUCGGAUGAUGGUGGUGUUCUUUCAACUGCACUUUCAGCUGUCACACUAGCCAUUUCUCAUUCUGGAAUUGAAAAUAUGGGAUUAAUGGCCAGUGUUCAUGUGGCAAUGAAUUCUGAUGGAGAAUGCUUGACGGAUCCAUCAACUUCCGAAUCCGAAGGAGCCAUCGGUGGCGUCACAUUCGCUUUCGUUCCGAAUCUUGGCCAAACAACGUGUGUGGACAUUUACGGACGAAUCCCUCUCAAAUCCACGUCAUCACUUUUGGAAUUUGCGAAGCAAAGAGCGUGUGCUCUGGUUCCGACGAUUCAUAAGGCAAUUGUGAACAGUGUGCGAGAGAGAAAAUAAAUGUGUUGACAAUUUUUAAAUUUAUCUCUCAUUCCGAAUAUCUAAUUUAGAAAAAAAAGUUUUUGCCCGAUUAUUUGAAAAUACAUUUUUCCGUCUAAAUUGAACAUUAAAUAGAAAUAUAAAAUUGAAUUCGACAAAAUUUUUUUUGAAAAUAUUUUUUAGUUCGUGAUUUCAAGCUGAAAUAUAAAAAAACAGAUAUUCAAAAUAUCAUGCUCAAAAAAAAUAUGGAAAAAAGAAAUAUCUUCGUUUGCAUUAAAUUUUUUUCGAAUUCUUGAAAAUUUUUUUCGAAUUCUUGAGAAUGAGAAUUUGAAAAAAAAAAUCUCAAGCGAAAAUAUUGAACAUUUCCAUAUUUUUGAGCAUGAUAUUUUGAAUAUCGGUUUUUUUUUAUUUUAGCUCGAAAUCACGAAUUUCAAAAAUUUGUCAAAAUUAACAUUACCGAAUUCACAAGUUUAAAAAGGAUUAAAAAUUAACAUUACCGAAUUCACAAGUUUAAAAAGGAUUAAACUUGUGAAUUCGGUAAAGUUAAUUUUGACAAAUUUUUGAAAUUCGUGAUUUCGAGCUAAAAUAUAAAAAAAAACCGAUAUUCAAAAUAUCAUGCUCGAAAAUAUGGAAAUGUUCAAUAUUUUCGCUUGAGAUUUUUUUUUCAAAUUCUCAAGAAUUCGAAAAAAAAAUUUUUAUUUUUAAAACGCUCAAUUUAGACGGGAAAAUGUAUUUUUCAAAAUCGGACGAAAACUUCUUUUUUUUCUAAAUUAGAUAUUCGCCGAUACAUUUUCUAAAAAUUCAAUUAAUUAUCCCCGAUUUCACUUCAAAUGCACCCCCUUCCAUCUUUAAUGAAUGGGAGGAAAGAGCGCUCCACUGCACACAGAUUCUUUGAGUAAAUAUAAUACUGUUUAGUCACCUUCCCUUUUGCCUUCUCCGUCGUUUCUUUCUCAUUUCUUUCUUGUUGAUUUUGUUGUUGUUUCCCUUUUCAUUUUGUUCAACCGUCGUGGUUUUCACAGUUUUCCUUCAUUUUAAAUACAAUGAAUUCAGAAUUC
This is a messenger RNA of Caenorhabditis elegans, 1764 nucleotides long. It is a transcript of the gene exos-4.2, whose product is annotated as Exoribonuclease phosphorolytic domain-containing protein. The transcript has 2 exons. Bases 5 to 730 code for a protein of 241 amino acids. Lineage: Eukaryota; Metazoa; Nematoda; Chromadorea; Rhabditida; Rhabditidae. The record is from RefSeq and is marked reviewed.